AUGCGGCAGAGCACAGCAGACCUCCAGAAGCAGGGGCUUGUGUGCUUUUACAACGCUCAGCUGGUGGCCUAGGUGGACAUUGCAUUCCUCUGCUGCCUGCCACCACACGUGCCAUCCAUCUGCUCCAUUGUUUGACCUGCCAUCCAGAAACCCUGCGUUGUGUACAGCCUUGUCACCACUGUCCCUCUCCUCAGUGCCGUCGUGAGGCCGCGGUACCGGGGCCCCGGCCGGGAGGCUCCCGAGAAAAUAAGAGUCAAUGCUGAAUGGCUGGUGGCCAUUUCCUACAGAACCCUGAAGAGCAGCACAUGGCAGAGCCCGCCUCACCAGAAGGCACUGAAAUUACUCAAUGAUGACCUCUGUUUUCCUGAAUGCUGCCCCACCUGUGCAGAGCAGAAAACUUCCUGCCCAUGAUCUGUGUGCAAGAGUUUUGACAGCAGAAGUUUUGCCACUUCAGUGACACAAGAAGAAACCUUCCCCUGGUUUGACCUUACAGCUGCAUAACUGAGAGAGUUUCCCUUUAGCCAGCUGCUAGAAAAGAGUGAGCUUGUCUGAUGCCAUUUUGCUGUGUUAUACUGGGCAUCCUUUGGAGACUGGCCUACAAAGGAAUGGGGGCUGAUCAGCACCAAGGCAGCUCUUACUUCAGCUGUAGUUGAGCCUGGUGUGACAUUGGAUGACAAGUCGCCAUUCUCCACAGCUGCUUCCAACAUUUUCUCAGAAAUUCCCGCGGAAACUGCUGACUAUGUUUCUAAAUCCUCAUAA
Messenger RNA from Cariama cristata (Red-legged seriema), 759 nucleotides. RefSeq names its product NADP-dependent oxidoreductase domain containing 1 (gene NOXRED1). The transcript has 5 exons. The record is from RefSeq and is a predicted model, not a curated record. NCBI's taxonomy places the organism in Eukaryota, Metazoa, Chordata, Aves, Cariamiformes, Cariamidae.